Tuber aestivum (summer truffle) is the source of this 1529-nucleotide messenger RNA. Lineage: Eukaryota; Fungi; Ascomycota; Pezizomycetes; Pezizales; Tuberaceae. The record is from the annotation of a GenBank genome assembly.
ACAUUCAACCUCUCACCAUCACAACAACAGAAGAGCGAUAGCGAUUAUGGCUGAAAUCAGAGAUGAUUCCCUCAUUUCAACCCACCCCUCCACCUCCGGGCUGCAGAUUGCUCUGCACCCCCUAGCACUUCUAACUAUUUCAGAUUACAUUACAAGACACACACUCAGAAAACAGACCGGGCCGAUGGUAGGUGCGCUUCUGGGUACCCAGGAAGGUCGAGAUAUAGCCAUCGAACAUGCAUACGAAAUUAUUGCCUUAGUGGAUAAGGAUCAGGUCAGGAUUGACGAAGAAUGGUUUGACAAUAAGCUAAGGCUUUGUAAGUCCCCUUUCUCCGCCUUUUGGCUUCCCUAUCUAUUUGCUGAUGAGGGGAAUCAAAAAAUCAAAAAAAAGUCAAGGAAACCCAUCCAACACUUGAUCUGCUUGGCUGGUUUACAACUACUACUUCGCCUACGUUCGACCCUUCCCUGGUUAUGGUUCCUAUCCAUCAGAAGAUGCUAAGCUACAACGAGUCGGCAAUUAUCCUCUGUCUCAAUCCUGCCCCAAACGCAUCUGCUGGUGGCGGCGGAAAGCUUCCACUAGGGAUCUACGAGUCCAUUAUCGAAACCGAAGAGGCAGCUGCUGCCGGCACUGUUGAGAGCAUGCUGAAACUUAAGUUUGUGCCGUUAAAAUAUACCAUCGAGACUGGUGAGGCUGAGAUGAUUGGUGUGGACUUUGUUGCCAAGGGUGGUUUUGGUAACGCUACGGCUGAGGCUUCGGGAUUAGAGAGCACGACGGAAGGAAAAGUCGUUCCGAAGGAUGCCAAGAAGAUUAAGCUCGCAGAUGAAUUCGCUGAGAUAAUGAAGGGGAAAGGAAAGGAGAGGGAGAGGGGGGAGAGGGCUGGAGAAGAGACAGAGGACAAGUUAAACGUGGGAACCCAGAAUGAUGAAUGUAAGUUUUCCCCCUUCCUUCUUAUCAUGCCCGCCGUUGGUAUCAAUGUUAUUGAUGGAUCGGCAGUGUUGGCGAAUUUAACUGCUAAGGCAAACGCCAUUCGCAUGCUUCACUCCCGGAUUCGCCUUUUGACAAACUAUCUCUCCAUCCCCCCUCACGACAAACCGAACCACCAGCUCCUCCGCGCUUUGAAGUCGCUCACACAUUCCCGUCUCCCGCUGCUUACGCCAGCCGACGCUGGUGCAUUCCGUCAGGAACAACUUGCGGAGCAAUCGGACGUGCAUCUCGUGGCACUGUUGGGGGUCCUAACAAGGAGCAUCGAAGAAGCUCGUGGUGUUGGUAAGAAAUUUGCUGGAAUUGAAGCGACCAAUAGAGCAAACAUGAGGAUGGGGGGUUCGGGUGCUGCUGGUGAGCCAGCUGUUUGGGAAAACUACGGACCGCCCAAAGACCCUACGAGGAGGGGGAGACGGGAGAAUAGCGGUAGUGGUGGUGGUGGUGGUUCGGUUCCUUUCGGGAAUUACCCCAGUAACUUUUAGUUUGUAGUUACCAUAGAUCAGCUUUUCUGCCUGGGAAUAUUAUAAUGGAGUUCUAUCGAACCAGA